AGGAUCAGUCAGUCCUCAGGGAAACAUCAUGUAGUGCAACACAGACUGAAGGCACUUUAAAUAUAACUCCACCGUGUUUUUAUAUAUUUUUUACUCACCAGGAAUCUUCUUUUUUCGGUGUUUUAAGCACCAACUGACGUGAUGUUCCUCCGCGGAUCUAAAAAGCGACGGUCUAACCGCUCGCAGGAGGAAGAGGACCCGGACCGAGGGCAGCCCUGCAUGCGCUGCGGGGAUCAGUGCCCCGGAUUCCAGGUCCACGGCUGGAGGAAGAUCUGUGUGCACUGUAAGUGUGUGAGGGAGGAGCACGCGGUGCGCGGCGUGCCGGGUCAGCUGGAGAAGAUGAUGACGAAGCUGGUGUCCGACUUCCAGAGACACUCCAUCUCCGACGACGACUCUGGCUGCGCCUCGGAGGAAUACGCCUGGGUGCCGCCGGGGCUCAAGCCCGAACAGGUGUACCAGUACUUCAGCUGCCUGCCGGAGGACCGGAUCCCGUAUGUGAACAGUCCUGGGGAAAGAUACCGGAUCAAACAGCUGCUGCACCAGCUGCCGGCGCACGACAGCGAGUCUCAGUACUGCAACACUCUGGACGACGAGGAGAAGAAGGAGCUGCGAGUGUUCAGUCAGCAGAGGAAGAGAGAGAACCUGGGCCGAGGCGUCGUCAGACUCUUCCCUCUGACGAUGACGGGCGCCAUCUGCCAACAGUGUGGCCGUCAGAUCUGCGGGGGGGACAUCGCGGUGUUUGCCAGCCGCGCGGGGCAGAGCGGCUGCUGGCACCCUCAGUGUUUCCGCUGCCACACCUGCAGCGAGCUGCUGGUCGACCUCAUCUACUUCUUCCAGGAGGGAAACAUCUACUGCGGGCGGCACCACGCCGAGAGGCUGAAGCCCCGCUGCCAGGCCUGCGACGAGAUUAUUCUGGCUGAUGAGUGCACGGAGGCCGAGGGUCGGUACUGGCACAUGAAGCACUUCUGCUGCUUCGAGUGUGAGGCGUCGCUGGGCGGUCAGCGUUACAUCAUGAGAGAGAGCCGGCCGUACUGCUGCGCCUGCUACGAGUCGCUGUACGCCGAGUACUGCGACACCUGCGGGGAACACAUAGGUAUCGAUCAGGGCCAGAUGACGUACGAGGGGCAGCACUGGCACGCCGUGGAGUCGUGUUUCUGCUGCGCACGCUGCCGGCUGCCUCUCAUCGGACGACCCUUCCUCCCCCGAUCCGGACUCAUCUUCUGCUCCAGACCCUGCUCUCUGGGAGAAGACCCCGACAACUCAGACUCGUGCGACUCGGCUCUGCAGAUCAAACCCGCCGCCGGGCAGAGGCGCUGGGAGGUGGGGGGGAAACAGCAGCAGCAGCAGACCUGUGGUUCCCCUCUGCAGCCACCAGAGGGCGUCAGACUGCCGGUUACUGUGGCUAAAGACAGUAUGCACACAGCGGGGGAGAGCAGAGGUGUUCACUGCUCCGCUCCGGCUCAGAACGGCCUCCCUCCCCCCCGAGGCUCGUACUCCCCUCUCCCCCAUAUCCACCUGGGGAACGGCUUGGGCCCGUCGUGGCCCAGCGACCUCCCCAACUACAGCCUACUGCCGGGGGACACUGCUCCUGUGAAUGGGAACACUGGACUGACCGGUCUGAACUCCAGAGGAACGUCCAGCGCUAAAGACUGCAGGAACUGGGUGGAGAGGACCAAUCAGGUGAUGCAAGUGUUUCCUCCUCAGAAGAACGGUCACCUGACCUCCCCCUCCUCCCCCCCCGACCCUUCCUCCGUCCUCCCCCCUCCUCUCCCGUUGAAGUCACGUGACCUGAUGCCCGUGGACUCCCCCUCUCCCCCCCCUCUCCUGCCCCCCCCACCGCUGGAGGACACCCCCUCAGACUGCCCCCCCCCUCCUCUGUCCCGCAGCGGCACAGCCAGGGUCAGCUUCAGGGAGCCAAUCAGCAGCAGCUAUUCUGAGGAGGUGGAGGAGGGGGUAGAUGAGGAGGAGGAGGAUCUGAGGGAGGAAGAGGAGCAGCAGCAGGAGGAAGAGGAGGAGGGGGGGGGCUUCGGGAGCCGGCUGCAUCUGCAGAAGGGAAUCCCCCCUCAGAUGGAUCUGCUGGAUGGAUCGUCGUAUCACCAGCGCAAUCAGCGGCGGGGCUGGAGUCGGACUCGUGUUCCCUCGGACCCCGACCUCCACCCCGGGUCAGAGCGACGGCCCCGACGCCCUUCAUCCGAACGACCCCGCCUCGAAGUCCUGGACUGGAGGGGUGAGAGAGGGGAGAGAGAGAGGGGCGAGAGAAGGAACUCCUCCUCUCUCACCCUGCAGUCGAGACACUACAAACACGAGGACUGCUCCACCUGCUCCUCCUCCUCCUCAGACUCCGAGGAGGAGGGCUUCUUCCUGGGGAAACCCAUCCCUCUGCCCCCCCAGCUCCGAAAACAACCCCCCGAGGAGGAGUAUAGUGGGCGAGAGGAGGAGGGGAGGGAGGGGAGGGAGGUUCAGAGGGGGGGGCUGAGAGGAAGCUUCAGGAGGAGGAGAGCUCACAGCCUCGGAGCUAAAGACAAAGAUAAAAACUGUGCCAUCUCCUAACGUCACAGAUCUCACAACCACAGACCAUACACUUCCAUCAUUCACAGACCAUACACUCACACCAUCUCCUAACAUCACAGAUCUCACAACCACAGACCAUACACUUCCAUCAUUCACAGACCAUACACUCACAUCAUCCACAGACCAUACACUCACAUCAUCCACAGACCAUACACUCACAUCAUCCACAGAACAUACACGAAUGGCGUGUUUCCACUACACGGCCUCGCUCGGCCUCGCUCGGUAUGGCUAGGCCUCGUUAGGACUGGCUCACUUUAUGGCGC
Trematomus bernacchii (emerald rockcod) is the source of this 2834-nucleotide messenger RNA. RefSeq names its product prickle homolog 3 (gene prickle3). The record is from RefSeq and is a predicted model, not a curated record. The transcript has 11 exons. Gene Ontology annotation, molecular function: zinc ion binding. The coding region runs from base 142 to 2550 and encodes 802 amino acids. Lineage: Eukaryota; Metazoa; Chordata; Actinopteri; Perciformes; Nototheniidae.